Messenger RNA from Hordeum vulgare subsp. vulgare (domesticated barley), 1455 nucleotides. RefSeq names its product alcohol dehydrogenase class-3. The record is from RefSeq and is a predicted model, not a curated record. The transcript has 9 exons. Gene Ontology annotation, biological process: formaldehyde catabolic process. Bases 144 to 1289 code for a protein of 381 amino acids. Gene Ontology annotation, cellular component: cytosol. Gene Ontology annotation, molecular function: S-(hydroxymethyl)glutathione dehydrogenase [NAD(P)+] activity; zinc ion binding. Lineage: Eukaryota; Viridiplantae; Streptophyta; Magnoliopsida; Poales; Poaceae.
AUUCCAGCAAGCAAAAACCCCACCACCCACCUCUCGCCCUCCUCUCCACUCUCCAGUCCACCUCCCUAUCCCCACCUCCUCCACAACCCCACCCCACCGCCGCAGCCCAUCCACCCCAACCUCAGCGGAAGAAGCGAUCGGCAAUGGCGUCCUCCACCCAGGGCCAGGUCAUCACCUGCAAAGCCGCGGUGGCGUACGAGGCGAACAAGCCGCUGGUGGUCGAGGACGUGCAGGUGGCGCCGCCGCAGGCCGGCGAGGUCCGCAUCAAGAUCCUCUCCACCGCCCUCUGCCACACCGACUACUACACCUGGAGCGGCAAGGAUCCUGAGGGCCUCUUUCCUUGCAUUCUCGGCCACGAGGCUGCUGGAAUUGUUGAGAGUGUUGGCGAAGGAGUGACCGACGUGCAGCCCGGGGACCAUGUCAUUCCUUGCUACCAAGCGGAAUGCAAGGACUGCAAGAUGUGCAAGAGUGGGAAGACCAACCUCUGUGGCAAAGUUCGUGGCGCCACGGGGGUAGGGGUCAUGAUGAGCGACCGCAAGAGCCGCUUCUCGGUGAAUGGGAAGCCCAUUUACCAUUUCAUGGGGACGUCGACGUUCAGUCAGUACACUGUUGUGCAUGACGUCAGUGUUGCAAAGAUCAACCCGCAGGCGCCCCUUGAUAAGGUCUGCCUGCUCGGCUGUGGUGUUUCUACUGGCCUUGGAGCAGUAUGGAAUACUGCAAAGGUUGAAGCAGGUUCCGUUGUUGCUGUUUUUGGGCUUGGCACAGUUGGGCUUGCAGUUGCUGAGGGGGCAAAAUCAGCUGGCGCUUCUCGGAUUAUUGGCAUUGACAUUGAUACCAAGAAGUUUGAUGUUGCUAAGAACUUUGGAGUCACAGAGUUUGUGAACCCAAAAGACCAUGACAAACCAAUCCAGCAGGUCCUAGUUGACCUUACAGAUGGUGGUGUGGAUUACAGUUUUGAGUGCAUCGGAAAUGUUUCUAUCAUGAGGGCUGCACUCGAAUGCUGCCACAAGGGCUGGGGUACCUCCGUUGUCGUUGGUGUAGCUGCGUCUGGCCAGGAGAUUUCCACACGGCCAUUCCAGCUCGUCACUGGCCGUGUCUGGAAGGGAACAGCUUUCGGUGGCUUCAAGAGCCGAAGCCAGGUUCCAUGGCUCGUUGAGAAGUACAUGAACAAGGAAAUCAAGGUGGACGAGUACAUCACCCACAACAUGAGCCUUACCGACAUCAACAAGGCAUUUGACCUGCUGCAUGAAGGCGGCUGCCUGCGGUGCGUGCUGGCGAUGGAGCACUGAGGAUCCUGCUAUGCGUCUCUGCCUGCUUCGAAGCCGAGCAGUUUGUGUCGUGUGAAAUUGUAAUGCAGAUCUAUCCUCCGCCCUGGGACUAUAGAACUCGUUCAGCCCCCUUUGGCCUAGAAACUCUUGAACACGAACUGCUGCUAUAAUAAGAUGUUGUGUUGGA